Setaria italica (foxtail millet) is the source of this 1933-nucleotide messenger RNA. RefSeq names its product pectinesterase. Gene Ontology annotation, molecular function: pectinesterase inhibitor activity; pectinesterase activity. The record is from RefSeq and is a predicted model, not a curated record. The transcript has 2 exons. The coding region runs from base 1 to 1830 and encodes 609 amino acids. Lineage: Eukaryota; Viridiplantae; Streptophyta; Magnoliopsida; Poales; Poaceae. Gene Ontology annotation, biological process: cell wall modification.
AUGGCCAACAAGAUCGCCGUCGCGAGCGUCAUCGCCGCGGUGGGCAUCGUCGCCGUGAUCGGCACGAUCGCCGCGGUGACCGCCUCCAAGAACGGGGCCGGAAAGGACGGCGCCAUGUCAGCCGGCGUGAAGCUCUCCACGGUGUGCGCCUCCACGCUGUACCCGGAGAAGUGCGAGCAGAGCCUCAAGCCCGUGGUGAACGACACCUCCAACCCGGAGGACGUCCUCCGGGCGGCGCUCAACGUGGCGCUGGACGAGGUCGCCGCCGCGUUCGAGCGGUCGGCCCACAUCGGCAAGGACGCCAAGGACAACCUCACCAGGAACGCCAUGGACGUGUGCAAGAAGCUCCUCGACGACGCCACCGAGGACCUCAGGGACAUGGCGAGGCUCAAGCCCGUCGAGGUGCUCGGCCACGUAAAGGACCUCCGGACCUGGCUCUCCGGCGUCAUGACCUACAUCUAUACCUGCGCCGACGGCUUCGAGAAGCCGGAGCUCAAGGAGGCCAUGGACAAGGUGCUGCAGAACUCCACCGAGCUCAGCAGCAACGCCCUCGCCAUCAUCACCCGCCUCGGCGAGCUCCUACCGGAACAAGACAAGAAGACGAACGCCACCACGGCCGCCGGUCACGGCCGCCGGCUCCUGUCCAGGACGCUCGUGGGGAUCAACGAGGUCGCCAGCGAGGCCAAGGGCCAGCUCGAGGCGGUGAAGAAGGCUAUGUUCUCCGGCGGUGAACCUGACCUCGCCCACAGGGUGCUGACGACGGACCUCGUUGGCACGUUCGACGAGAUCGCUGACGGGCGCAGCGGGCUCAAGUCCAGCGACCUCCCCGAGUGGAUGCCGGCCAGCCAGCGGAGGCUGCUGCAGAUGUCGGGCCUCCAGAAGCCAAACGCGGUGGUGGCCCAGGACGGGAGCGGCAACUUCAAGACCAUCACCGAGGCCAUCAACGCCGUGCCCAAGAGCUACGACGGCCGCUACGCCAUCUACGUGAAGGCCGGCACGUACAAGGAGUACGUCACCGUCCCCAAGAACAUGGCCAACGUCUUCAUGUACGGCGACGGGCCGACCCGGACCGUCGUCACCGGCGACAAGAGCAACACCGGCGGCUUCGCCACCAUCGCCACCCGCACAUUCUCGGCGGAGGGCAACGGGUUCAUCUGCAAGUCGAUGGGGUUCGUGAACACGGCGGGGCCGGAGGGGCACCAGGCGGUGGCGAUGCACGUGCAGGGGGACAUGUCGGUGUUCUUCAACUGCCGGUUCGAGGGGUACCAGGACACGCUGUACGUGCACGCCAACCGGCAGUUCUUCCGGAACUGCGAGGUCCUGGGCACCGUCGACUUCAUCUUCGGCAACUCGGCGGCGCUGCUCCAGAACUGCCUCCUCACGGUGCGCAAGCCCGGGGAGAGCCAGUCCAAUAUGGUGACGGCGCAGGGGCGCACCGACCCCAACAUGCCCACGGGGAUCGUGCUCCAGAGCUGCCGCAUCGUGCCGGAGCAGGAGCUCUUCCCCGUCAGGCUCCAGAUCGCCAGCUACCUGGGCCGGCCGUGGAAGGAGUACGCGAGGACGGUGGUCAUGGAGAGCACCAUCGGCGACCUCAUCAAGCCGGAGGGAUGGGCGGAGUGGAUGGGGGACAUCGGGCUCAAGACGCUCUACUACGCCGAGUACGCCAACACCGGCCCGGGCGCCGGCACCAGCAAGAGGGUCAACUGGCCGGGGUACCGCGGCAUCAUCGGACAGGCCGAGGCCACGCAGUUCACCGCCGGCGUCUUCAUCGACGCCAUGACCUGGCUCAAGGCCACCGGAACGCCCAACGUCAUGGGAUUCACCAAAUAAAAUGAUCCAGUCGAACCUGACUAGCUAGCUAUUCUGUGCAUACAUAUGACUGGGUUGUUCAUUAGUUUCUUUUGCAAGAGUAACCAUGUAGCUAUACAUAUUA